Erythranthe guttata (spotted monkey flower) is the source of this 1546-nucleotide messenger RNA. RefSeq names its product serpin-ZX. NCBI's taxonomy places the organism in Eukaryota, Viridiplantae, Streptophyta, Magnoliopsida, Lamiales, Phrymaceae. Gene Ontology annotation, molecular function: serine-type endopeptidase inhibitor activity. The record is from RefSeq and is a predicted model, not a curated record.
CGUGUUUCUUUCUUGUAGAUUUAGGGGAAUCCUUUUAAAUACAACUUUGAUUGUUUUGAGUAUUCAUUCAUUAACUUAUUGCAAAAGAUUUCUCCCUAAUUCGAUCAAUCAAUCAAUCAAUGGAGUCGCCGCCAGAAUCGGAACUUCUCACCAUGCGUCAAAUCCGAAACCGCCGCCUCCGUGAGGGUUGGUCCACUUCCUCCCAGAAGAAGAAACGCACCAAAACCACCACGCACAACGGCGGCGGAGCAACUGACCUCCACAUUGAUGAGUCCAACAGCGGCGGCGCAAUGGCCGACGUCUCCUUGUCACUGGCGAGCCACGUCAUCACCGCCUACGCCAAAGACAAAAACCUCGUAAUCUCGCCGCUAUCGAUCAACGUCGUAUUGGGCAUGGUUGCUGCCGGGUCGAAUGACCCGACCCGGGACCAGAUUCUGGGCUUUCUCAAAUCCAAGUCCAUCGAAGAAAUCAAUUCAUUCUCGUCAAAGCUCGCCACUCACGUGUUCGCCGACGGAGAGCCGCUCGGUGGGCCCCGUUUGUCCACCGCCAACGGCGUCUGGAUUGACCAGAGCCUCCGCCUAAAGCCCGCUUUCAAAGAAACUGUCGAGAAUUCUUACAAGGCUGCUUCUAAUCAUGUCGAUUUUCAGACUAAGGCUGAUGAGGUGAGAGAAGAAGUGAAUGCAUGGGCCGAAAAGGAAACAAAUGGCCUCAUCAAAGAUUUACUCCAACCCGGUUCAGUCGAUGCUUUUACUCGGCUUAUCUUCGCUAAUGCGGUGUAUUUCAAAGGAGCUUGGAUUCAAGAAUUUAAAGCAUCUUCGACUAGAGAUCAUAAUUUUUUUCUCUUAAACGGAAGUUCCGUUAAAGCACCAUUCAUGAAAAGCUCGGAGGAGCAAUACAUUAGUGAAUUUGAUGGUUUUAAAGUAUUGAGGUUACGAUAUAAACAAGGUAAAGAUUAUACGCGUACGUUCUCAAUGUAUUUCUUUCUUCCGGAUGCCAAAGAUGGGCUGACGGAUUUGCUGGAAAAAUUCGGCUCCGAAUCCGGAUUCAUCGAAAACCACAUCCCGGAUGAAUUAGUGGAGGUGGGCAAAUUUCGAAUCCCGAAAUUCAAAAUAGGGUUUAGUUUUGGGGUUGGGGAAGUUAUUAAGGCACUUGGGGUGGUGCUUCCUUUCCGUGAGGGUAAUUUGACGGAGAUGGUUGACUCUGAUAUUGACGGGAAGGAACUGCGUGUGUCCGGGAUAAUACACAAGGCAUUCAUCGAAGUGAACGAGCGAGGGACGGAAGCUGCAGCUGCCACAGCUAUCGACUAUGAAGGUUGUUGUGGUCCUUCGGAAUGUGAGAAGAUAUAUGAUUUUGUGGCUGACCAUCCUUUCAUGUUUGUUAUAAGAGAAGAUACGAGUGGGGUGGUGCUCUUCGUCGGCCAACUACUUGAUCCACUUGCUAAUAGUUAAUAUGCGCUAAGUUAGUUAGAAUGUUGUUCGUAAGCGUCCGGUUUCAGUUACGUGAAUUUUUUUUUUUAGAUUUUUUAUUUAUUUAAAAAGACGAUAUU